CCUUUUUCCGUUGACUUUUGAGUCUUCAGCAAAAAGAUAAAACUUUCCGUUCAGUACAUAAAAUUAAUAAUUACAUCUGCAUUUUUUUUUCCCUUUCUAAAAUAAGAUUCACUUUUACGAAUGAGCUGAAGGAAAAAAAUAAGCAGAAAGGAAAAAGUUACAAAGAAAAUAACUUCAGAGAUUUUCUCUGCGUCUUGAAAAGACACUUUGAAAUUUCUUUGUUUUAUUUGUUCCAUUGGGCUCAAUAACAUUGCUUCAUUCACUAACAUAAACAAUAAAAUUUUUCAUUAACAUUUUAGGGAUCUGUUACUUGAAGUUUAUUUUAGAUAAUGAGUUUAGACAACAUUCAUGAAGAAUUGAGAAUUGCUGAAGAACAGCUUCGACAGCGGCAGCAGGCUCAGCAAGUGGAAAUGGAACAAAUGGAGCUCCGACGAGCACAAUACAUCAAUCAAAUAAUCAGCGCAAACAAGGUCCCCGACAACAUCAAGUUGUUGCCAGAAUUUGAUGGCGAUUCAAAGAAGCUUAAGGAAUGGAUUGACCAGGUGGAUGACAUCGUUGAGGGUUUUCGAGCCUUUCAUCAGGAACCUUUUUGGCGAGACUGGCUUCGAAAAAUCAGGAAUAAAAUUAUCGGCAAAGCAAGUGACGCGCUUAAUCAGAAUAACACGGCGAACAACUGGGAUGAUAUUCGUGAAACAUUGAGAGAAUACUUCCAAGACCCUAGAGAUUUGUCGACCUUAUGUCAAGGCAUUCCCUAUUUAAAACAAGGUUACCGGUCUGUACUGGAUUUCUAUAAAGAGGUGUCAGAAUUAACGGCACAAAUUAAUCAGAAAAUUUCUGCUGAACCCCGGUACGAAGGGCAUACCAACGCGGUCACACAUUUCGCUUCUCAAUUAACAAAGAACGCAUUUAUUGAUGGGUUGAAUUACCCAUACUCAGCAUUAACUAGAAAUGCGAAUCCAGCAACACUAGUUGCUGCUUUUCGAGCUGCGGAAACACAGUUUAUGGCCGAUGCGCGUAUCAGGUCAAAGAACACUCUCGCGAAGAAAUUUUCAGACUCCUCUAAACCAGCUCAAUCUUAUAAUUCUUAUCGUUUGCCCGGCAAUUCAGGUAUCAGAUACUCUGAUAAAAGUAAUUUCACUUCAAACAAUUUUACUCCUAAUUUUAAAA
Molecule: messenger RNA, 1167 nt
Organism: Clunio marinus
Lineage: Eukaryota; Metazoa; Arthropoda; Insecta; Diptera; Chironomidae
Source: the annotation of a GenBank genome assembly